Messenger RNA from Musca vetustissima, 1476 nucleotides. RefSeq names its product cytochrome P450 6a8-like. Lineage: Eukaryota; Metazoa; Arthropoda; Insecta; Diptera; Muscidae. The record is from RefSeq and is a predicted model, not a curated record. The transcript is spliced from 2 exons. Gene Ontology annotation, molecular function: heme binding; oxidoreductase activity, acting on paired donors, with incorporation or reduction of molecular oxygen; iron ion binding. Bases 1 to 1476 code for a protein of 491 amino acids.
AUGAAUUUUUGGAUGAUAAUCAUUUGGACACUACUGUCCUCCCUGCUAAGCUAUUUGAAGAUGAAAUAUAAUUAUUGGGAUCUGCAGGGUGUGAAACAAUUGAAACCUCACUUUUUGGUGGGUCAUUUGAGGAAAUUACGAAGCAUUAAUCAUCGUCAGAUACUGAAGGAGGUGUAUGAUGAAUUCCGGUCCAAGGCAAAAUUGGCGGGAUUUUAUAUUUACACCCAACCGGUGGCGGUGAUUUUGGAUUUGGAUCUGGCCAAGUCGGUAUUGGUGAAAGAUUUCAAUUUCUUUGCCAGUCGCCUGUGGUAUAAAAAUGAGAAGGACCAUUUGUCUCAACAUCUCUUCAAUGUAGAGGAGGUCCAGUGGCGUUUAUUGCGAAAUAAGUUGGCUCCGGCAUUUACCGCAGAAAAAUUGGAAUUUAUGUUGCCCAGCCUGCAAAGGGUGGCGGAGAAUUAUGUGGAAGCUUAUGGAUCGGCCAUAGCGGAGAGUGAGUCCCUUAAUGUCCAUGAUCUGAAUGGUAGAUUUAUUUUGGAUGUCUUUGGAAGCUGUCUAUUUGGUCUGGAGUGCAACAGCCUUAAAGAUCCCCAGCAGGAAGAGUUCUAUCAGAUGAUUCCCCAAAUUUUGCCAAGCAAAGAUAUUGGCAUCAAAUGUCAUUUCUUUAAGGCCACGUAUUUUGAUCUGAUGAAAUUGUUUGGCUUGAAGAAAUUCCCUCAAGAUGUAGAGAGCUUCUUCAAACGUGUGGUCCGGGAAGGUUUCGUAAAACGUGAGAAAAGCGGUGUGGUGCGCAAUGACUUCAUCGAUGUUUUAUUGUUAAUGAAAAAUUUUGGUGAAAUGAAUUUGGAGGCGGAACAAUUGGCGGCACAAUUUUAUGGAUUCUUCACCGCCAGCUAUGAGACCUCAGCAGCAACAAUGACCUAUCUUCUCUACGAAUUGGCCAGGCAUGAGGAUGUCCAGGAGAAACUAAGGAAACACAUCACGGAGACUCUCAAGAAGCAUAACAACCAAGUAUCAUAUGGAGCCCUUAACGAUAUGAAAUAUUUGGAUCAGGUUAUAACAGAAACCCUACGCAUGUACCCACCCUUUGCCUAUUUGCAACGCCUGGCCCUGGAAGAUUAUAAGGUUCCCGGCACCGAUAUUACCAUAGAGAAAAAUACCGAUGUCCUUAUACCCGUCAAGGCCAUACAUUAUGAUGCAGAUAUUUAUGAAAAUCCCAAAGAAUUUAAACCUGAGAGAUUCGCCCCAUCGGAAGAGAGGAAACGCCAUCCGCAAGCAUUUUUGUCAUUUGGCGAGGGACCAAGGAAUUGUAUUGCCAUGCGUUUGGCUCAAUUGCAAAUUAAAUGUGGCCUUGUUAGUCUAAUGAGAAAAUAUCAAUUUUCGGAAUCUGCCCAAACUAGCAAAGAAAUUGAAUUUUCCGAUUAUAGUGAGGCAUUGGUGCCCACUAAGCCGAUUUAUUUGAAGGUGGAAAAAAUAUGA